AUGCAUGAGGAAAAAAAUGAAGACAUUUUAUCCAUAAAUUUACCUGCUCUCUUCUCUCUUCCCGAGUUUACUACAUGCACAGAGAAGAGAAUGGCACCAAAGUCAUCAAAACCAUCAAUCGUGUGGCAAGUCUACGUGCACAAACUUCGCGCGUGGGCGCCUCCAAUUUCGGUAAAACUGGAGGAUUUAGAAAACUCAGAAGAAGGCGCUUCAUUUAUUCCAGCUCGACCGCAUUUGAUAUUAGUCGUGGAUACUUCGACUGGGAAGUUUCUGACCUCGAAAGAAGACGAGAACGGGAAAGGUGAAGAUGUGAACAUCGUGAGAGGUCCUGAACCGCCCUCGAACGAAUACAUCGUCGAGUACAUCGAGAAGAUUCUCAAGAAUCCGAAAGUGUUGAACGAGAGAGACGGCGAAGAAGAGGAAGAAAAAGAAUCGAAGACAAAGAAGAUUGAGAAACCAACGAAAAUAGUAUUCGCGUGCACAAAAACGGCCACAAAUACGGAUACGAGCGACGAAGAAUCGUGUUCGUACGUUAAAGGAACGCGAAAUUUAUUGAAGAAGUUAGAUAUUCAAACCGGAUUCGCGUCUGUGCCGAGGGAGAUAAUAGAAAAAAUUAUUCGCGAACAGAUUGAACCGAACAUGAACCCGCCGGCGGAGGAAUGGUCGACGGAGCACUUGCCGGGAUUGAUGGAAUCCGUGGAUGGGUUUACGCCUAAGUUUGGUUUGAGCUUGUUCGCGGCUGCAAUUCAGUAUUUGAGCGCAGUGACGCAACACGGAGAGAAGCUCGAGAAGAUUAAAUUUUUCAACAUCGAGUACGGGUUGAGACUCGACGAAAAUAACAAAGCCACGCUCAGCUGCUGCGUAACAAUUGAUCACUCAAACUGUACUUUAACCGUGUAUAAAAACGAAGCCGAGGCGAAGAAAAUCAUAGAAGAGUUGGAGAAAGAAGAAGGCGAAGAAGUUGAUAUGACGAAAAAAUCGUUGCAGAACUGUCUGUUUUUAGGAGAAGAGCUCUCGCCGUUCGAGGAUAUCGACGCGAAGGAAAAGUACGAUUGGCCAUGCGCGGCAUCUGCUGGAGAGGAUACAAGUGGCGAGGAAGUUAAGGAAAGGGAUAUGUAUCCCGUCUUUACGAAAAUGGAUUUCGAAGAGGAUGGUACACUUACCAUUCGCCGUCCGCAACUCGUAGAACUCCAAAUGUUUGAGGUAGCUUUGAAUGCCAUAUCGGCUUCUCUUUUAAACCCAGAUCAAAAUAAGAUCGGCAUCCAGAUGACUUCAUACGCGAUGAAAGGAGAACCGACGGAGGUUAAAGCUUUUAUUGAGGCUAGAGAUGGUACUGACAGCGGUGGUGUAACUGCGGCGGAAAACAUUAGCGAAAAAGUUGGCAAGCUCGAUAUAGCGUGA
Molecule: messenger RNA, 1401 nt
Organism: Bathycoccus prasinos
Lineage: Eukaryota; Viridiplantae; Chlorophyta; Mamiellophyceae; Mamiellales; Bathycoccaceae
Exons: 1
Coding region: 1-1401 (466 amino acids)
Source: RefSeq, a predicted model, not a curated record